ACUGAUCAAAACUAAACUUAAAGUGUGAAGUCCCUGAAAUAUUGUAUUUCUUAAUUCUUUAUUUUUAUUUUGAAGUCAUCUUGAUCUAAAGUUAUUCAGGCCUCUUCAGUUGUUCUGUUUGUUUGGCUACUUUUAGAAUUAAUUUUUGUUGUUCUGUCUGACCAUGACAUCAAACUGUGUAGUUCAAACACAUAAAGGAAACUAAAAGAAUGAAAAACAGUAUCCCAAUGUUGGCUGCUGGAAAAAUCUUGGUAGACUGUAAUAGCUUUGUGAUAUACUUACAGACUGAACGAAAGAAAUGGGAACAAAUAAAGAAACAGACAAAAGUCAAAGUUAAGUGUUAAAACAUUCAGAAAGUAUGAAGGAAAUAUGCUGUUUUUUAUCGUAAUAAACCAUUGCUUAAUCAGAAAAAAGCUCCCUAUUAAAAUAUUUUUUCAAUGCCAUUCCUUAAAAUAAAAAAUAAACUAAUCAAGGUUUACUCAAUAAAUAGUUUUACGAAGGUUGAACUAUUUAGUUCCACAUGCUAGCUAGUUACAGUUAACUACUAGGGAUUUGAACUUUGCCUUCCUUUUUGUACUCGGCUAUCAAAUGAUUGACUGUGAUUGGCUGCAAUACAGCUGAAGACGCCGUUGCCUAACAAUGUACCAGCCAAUCAAAUCGUCAGCAUUCAUUCCAGUCUGAUUUACGUGAUAGUCUGGCGCCCCUUCGUGGCCACCACUGCAAACUGUACUUAGUUUACGGUUACCUUGACAACUACCCGUAUCUCUUUCACAGUUGCUGGUCACUUUCAAAGAAAUUUACUGAAGUAACUGCAAAGGUUAUAUGUUUACCGACAUUUUGCGGGAUAAUCAAGACUAUUAAAAUGGAUACAUCGGUAGUGCUGCCGGUUGAAGCUGAAGGGUUUAUUCAAAGUCUGGAAACCUUUUCCCUCAAAGAAGUGGGCUCUGUGAGGUGGUUCAGACAGCACGAGUUUAUUGAAAAGCUAAACAUGCAGGCCAUUCUGAGUGCUUCGGCCAUGCAUGAUGAGUUUGUCAAGGAGCUCCUGGUGUCCUUUGGAAAGAUACCAGUUCUGGUCCAUGAGAUGAUCCUUGUGGAGGUGUGGAAGCAGAAAGUGUUUCCCAUCUUAUGCCAGCUGCAGGACUUCAACCCUAAGAGCACGUUUCAUCUUUACAUGCUGAUCCGCCAUGAAGCUACAAUUAUUAACCUGCUUGAGACAAUAUUGUUUCAUAAGGACUCCUGUGAGGCAGCUGAUGAUUCUCUUCUUGACUUGGUGGAUUACUGCCAUCGUAAACUGACCCUGCUGGCCAGUGAAGCAACCAAGUCCCAUGUUGCUGCUGCUCAUGACUAUCAGAACCAGAUAUCCUCUCUAGAGGAGCUGCAGAUGCAGAGUGCUGCACUGGAGUUUGAAAUCUCCCUGAAAGCGAUAUCCGUGCUGAGCUACAUCGCAGAUCAUACCGAGAGCAUCAGCGUCAUCAAUCGCAUGCUUUGCACGCACAACAUGCCCUGUGUCCUGGUCCGGCUGGUCGAGUCCUGCCCCUGGAGUCGGAGCAGCAAAGGCCAAGUAGAAAAGUACAUCAACAGCAAAUGGCAGAGGAUUUCUGCAGAGGACCAUGUGAAGAUGACCAAACUUGACGGCCAGGUCUGGAUGGCUCUUUACAGUUUGAUCCUGAAGGAGGAGUGCCAAAGAAAAUACGACUUCAACAAUUUUAACAAGAACCAACUUCUAAAGCUCAGGGGUUUCUUGACAGACGUGCUGAUCGAUCAGUUACCGAACUUGGUUGAGCUCCAGCGCUUUCUGGCCCAUUUGGCUGUUACAGACCCAGCCCCACCAAAGAAAGAUCUGGUUCUGGAGCAGAUCCCAGAAAUGCGGAACCAGAUUAUCAGAGAAAAUUCUGGGAAGUGGAAAGGAAUAGCUAAAUAUCAGGUUAAGGAAACAUUCAGCCCAUCUGACAGCGACUUGCAGCAACAGGCCCAGAGGUUGGCGCAGACUUACAGCCUGGAUGUGAUGGAGCGUUUGCUCCCGGAGAAACCAAAGUGUGGAUGCUGCGGGAAAGAGGCUCCAAAGAGAUGCUCUGGAUGCCAGGGAGAGUGGUACUGCAGCAGACAGUGUCAGGUGAAGCACUGGCCUAAACACAAGCAGGCCUGUCAGCUCAUGACUGAGACCAUGCAGAAGAUCCAGGAAGACAAAAAGCUGAGAUAAUUUUACUGACUAAACAAGCAAACAUUUAAAGCUAGGAAAAACAAACCCGCUUUUUUUUGUAUGACACUGAAUCACAACAUUGUAUGUAAAUUCAGAUUUUUCUAACAGGAAUCCCUCACAUAUCUUUAGAGAUUAUUAUAGAAUUUAGUAUUUUUGGUUUUAAACGUGAUGCAAUAAAGUUUCAACUUGUUCCGUU
Molecule: messenger RNA, 2396 nt
Organism: Xiphophorus hellerii (green swordtail)
Lineage: Eukaryota; Metazoa; Chordata; Actinopteri; Cyprinodontiformes; Poeciliidae
Gene: zmynd10
Product: zinc finger, MYND-type containing 10
Biological process (GO): motile cilium assembly; outer dynein arm assembly; inner dynein arm assembly
Cellular component (GO): centriolar satellite; cytoplasm
Source: RefSeq, a predicted model, not a curated record